AUGAACAUGACCUUUGGUGAUUGGCAGCUUUUCCGCGCAUGGGUAUUGGAGGCCAGAAAUCCCAGCCAAGAUUGCGUGUGGUACGUGCUUCUUUACGUGUUUUCUCUUUUGUAAGAUUCAAUUCUCUCUUCUUUUGAGUGCUAAGCACCCUAGGUAGCAGUUGCUUUUCUCGCGUUCAUGCGGCGGUCGGCCAGACGAGCGGCAAGACUUAAUCUAGACGCAACCGGAAACCGCGUAAAAAAAAUGUCUCUAGCAGCCCGAGGGUAGAUCCUAGAAUAUGCAUCUUUUCUUUUCAGAAUGUGAUUCAGACUCCAUUGAUCCAUCAUAGGGCACAUAUAACACAAGUUUAUUAAGGACGGUAUUCUCAGGCAGCUUACGUUUCAGUGAUGGCUGAUAGGUUUUCGCAAAUUAAGUUUUAACUUGAGGGUGUGCUACGGUUUAAAAAAAUAUGCAAUCUCUAAAGUAAGAAAAAUUCAACCAACAGUUAAGUUUUUUGCUGCCGUCGAUUAAAUUUCCGGCGGUUUUUGAUAAUUCUAGUAGUUAACGAAGGUAGCUGUCAAAUAGUUCAGGCACAUGGUUUAUCGUGACGGAUUUGCAACAGUCUCCUGAAUUGUCGCAGGAUACGUUUAUCGGAAGAAAACUCCAUCAAGCUAGUCCUCUGUGUGUGCUUUUUGAAAUAGUGUAACUCUCUGUCACUAUUCUUUAGUUUCGAUCAUCAAUCCUUCGUCAUUAGAAAUCAUUGUUGGCUUCUAGUCUUCCUGUUUGUGCUCUUUAUCAUCGUUAUUUAACUCUAAACAUUUUUGUGUCCUUUUGGUUUCUCACCAUUUUAUGGUACUGUAUUCAUCUGAACCCGUCCUCGAUCAUUUGAGAAUAUUCUUAUCUCUCCUUCGCGUUCGGCACACCAUUCCCAAUGUACUUAUCCUGCCUUGUCCUUGGUCAUUUCUUCCAGUCACUCCAGUAACAGAUGUGUCAGUCCAGGAGAGAUGAACUGCCAGCUUCUCAAGACAUCUUCAGGUUAGAAAACUUACAUUUCGUUCUUUCACUUAAAAAUUACUCGAUGAACGUUCGUUGCUAGAAAUUGGAAGCUUAAGCAAAGUUGGGCCACGCGCUUCAACCGGAAGUGAGGCCUUAGAUCCCUUUUAACCCUUUCACUGCCAAGUGUGGCCAAAAGGCAAAUUUCGACCAAAUUUGCAAAUUUCAUUUUCUAAAAUUUUGAGAAACAAAUAGCAUCGUGUGAAAGUACAGGCAGAGAGCUUUCAUUUGAAUGGUCACAUCAUAGGAUUUCGUCCAUAGACUCAAAAGUUAGAGUCACCUUACAAAACUCCAUCAAACACUCUGGCAGUGAAAGGGUUAAUAUGCCUUGACGCUACCAUGGAUAAUAGAAUAUCCAUGAGAACAUUUGCCUGCAAAGUCAGGCAAAAACAAUGCCCAAGAAUGUGCUCAACGACGUCCAUUUCGAAUCGCACUAUAUGGGACUGUUUUGCGGAACGAAUUGUGACCCAGAUUCCUGAAGAAGAAAGAAGAAAGUGAAAGCGUUUGUAAAACAGUGCCAUAAUGCAAUUCGACCCGACACCGACCCAGUCUCUCGCUCAGCCUUAAAAUGACUGUGCUAGAUGGCCCCGGGACCCACCUUUCCUUAUAGCGAGGCAGCUGGUUAACAAUAUAACCAGGGUAUAACCCCCAUAAAAGAAUCGUUUUUUAGACCCCAUUUCAUUUGGCCUCCCUUUGCAGGUCCAUGGGAUCACAUCAGCCCGCUGCCCGCUCCUGGUCGGAGCACUGCAGACUCACCGGAACAAGUUCACCAAGAGACUCUUUCAUCGAAAGCCCCGGAUAUAGUUCUCCAGCCUCCCUCGGCACCGGAGUCUGACGAUGAGGAGGAGAAUAAUGGAGAGACUGUCGGCACAACAGAGACUGAAUUGGAUAAAGAGGAAAGCACUGCGAAACACAACGAGGUGUUUCGCCAUGAAGACGAAGAGGAUGGAGCAAGCGACGUGACGGAUAAUUUCGGUUUGAAGCACAGUGAAAUUGACCAAGAAAAUGUUCUUAUUUCUAUUGAAGACGAUAUUAAUUUGCCGCCUCAGCCCGAGGCCCGCGCGGUAUUUGACGAUGAUAGCGACGAGGAUCUCCCUACACCUCCCCCGUGCGGCACAGAUUUGAUAACUUUCAGCGAGUCAGAGGAUCAGAGAGAACGCUCUGACCUUGAAAACGAAUCUUUAAGUGUCGAGCGAACAAGUACAGCUUUAGGGUGGGGAAAGAAACGCAAUUUUACGCCUAGAGUCGACUGCACGUGCGAGAACCUUCAUCCUUUACAAACAAUUGAUCCCGUGCGAGAGAGCAAAACAUCCAGCAAUUCGCUGUUUUUUGUCACCGAAGACACCGCGGAGGCUGGUCGCCCUGCACCUAUAGUGUUGACAAGAGCAAGAAAUGGGCCAAUCAAGGCUGCCGUGACCGUCAAACGGAGUAACAGCACUUCCGGAAGUAAAAGUACCAGUAGUAGCAGUUCCGGUUCAUUUCGACCACCUCUUCCCCAGUCCGUCUCAGUGGAUUUCAGUCACGAGAGAUCAACGCCGAGUCUCUCGAUUCGGCAAAAUUCGUUACCAGAGCCCCGAAGUGUAGCGCGGCCUUAUUCUUCUUCAGAUAUUGUCACUAUCGAGCACCCCCCAAAAUUCGUGAAAGAGUUUCAAGAUCAUCCGCUGGCGAAUACAGUCGAUGAACACGAACCUUUUACUCAGGCAACAGAUCCUUUGAUCCCUGAAACUCCUAAAGAGGAGAAAGACUUGAACCGUGUUAGUCGUGAUUCAAAUGACUUUCCACCGCCACCCCCGUCCAUCGAGGAUAGCUCAACUCUUGACCAAGGGGACUGCCCUUGGGUGCCGCUUAUGUCUCGAUUUCGGGUAGACGAGGGGGUUUCGUCGAUUGAGGAAAGCGAUGAGCCGCUAUUACCGCAGCGUCGACCCAAAACUAAAUCAUCAACAAGCGAGCAUGAGCAGAGAAUGCUCAAAUUCCGAUCUUACGCGCCAAAAGCAAAGCCAACUUACGUCGAGGUUAAAAACAGCGAAGAACAUGACCAAAAAAGUGAGACUUGUGUGUGA
This is a messenger RNA of Porites lobata, 3092 nucleotides long. The record is from the annotation of a GenBank genome assembly. Lineage: Eukaryota; Metazoa; Cnidaria; Anthozoa; Scleractinia; Poritidae.